CAGGCAUUCGCAACUGUGGAUUAUUUAUUCUAGUUCCUCUUUUUUUUUAGCUUGAUAAUUAGUUUCAUUUUGCCUUGUUAUAAGCAUAUUUUCUUGAAAGAUGUCCAAUUAUCAAUUAUAAACCGGCUUUAUAGUUUUAAUAUGAAAUAAUUUAGGAAAUAUUUUGGCUACAAAUCAAAAAGUAUCUUUUUUUUAUAUGAUAAAUUAAUUAAAUUACUUAAUUUUUGCAUGUCUUCUCUAUUCAUAUAUAGAAUUCGAUGUUUCCGUGGCUGACAAAAGGAAAAAGUAGGAUGCUGCUGAUAGCUCCAAUUAUUUUCCUGACCAUAUAUUUCCUUUCAUUAAGAAGUGGGGUGUACGAAAUGUUAAGACAGAUGGAAAGACCUACUUUUUCAUUGGGAAAAAUAGGCAUAUUUACCCUACUAGAAAAUAAUAAAGUACCUGAAAACAAUUGGAGUAUUCUGCGAAUAAAGGAUAAUAUUGAAAUAUGGGCAUUAUCAGCCAUUGUGCAAGACAGCGAAACGUCUCAUACUAUUGGAUAUAAACAUCCAGCAUUAGUGAUAUUCUUUGUUGCAAACACUAGAUAUCUUGAUAAGAAAGCUAACUUAAUUUGUGACAUUAUUGCAUUUAACGGAUCGAUAAAAUCUAGGCGAGCAAAAGUAAAUACUCUCAAAAAAUCUUACAGAUAUAAAGAAACAGGCCUGCAAGAUUAUUUCAUUACUUGUCCAUUGUACAAGGAUGACACUAAAUUAAGAAAAGUCGGCUUGAGAUGGCGCAAAGCAUCAAUUCAGUUAGAUGUCUUAUAUCCUUAUUCAAAACCGAGCAAUUUAACAAUUUGCGUUCCGAUUUUAUAUGGAUAUUUCGAGAAGAAUAUGCUUAUUGAAUGGUUUGAAUAUUAUAAAUGGUUGGGUGUCGAAAGCAUUCACGUUUAUCCGUGGAGAGUAUCUAAGACAGUAAUGGAUGUUCUAAGGUUUUUUGAAAACAAAGGAAUGGUGGUAGUGAAAAGCAUAAAGAAUCCAGUUGAAAUUAAUUAUAAAUGGAAAGAGAGUAUGCUAUUCACUAAUAAAAAGCCAAUGAUGAUUAAAGCAAUUAUGCCUCCAAUUUUGAAUGAAUGCUUCUUAAUGAAUUCAAAACGAUCCCGUUAUGUAUUGUCUAUAGAUUUUGAUGAAGUGCUUAUGGUUAGACAAAAAGAACGUCUCUUCACCCUGAUAGAACGUUAUCAGAAGCAAAAAAAUUGUCAUUCUCAACUGACAUUUGGACAGUAUUUUUUUGAAGUAAGCUGUAACAAGACAAAAAACCAUCCAUCAUUCUUAUUCUCUCACGUGUUCAGACAAAAAGACAAAUAUUUCCGAUAUGUAGCUCCAAAAUCAAUAAUAGACCCUCGAUUUUGUGAAUAUUACGGAAAUCACUUUUGUUCUCGAAAAAUUCCAGCAUAUAUAAAUAAAAAAAAAGAAAUAUUUUCAAAAUGCCUGAUUAAUAGGAGAGAUGGCUUUAUAGCUCAUUUUAGAAAGAAGAGCACAUGCUUUCGUAGGACUGUAAAUGAAUAUACAGAAGAGAAAUCACUUGAAAAGUUGAAAAGAGAUUUAGAACCAAUUUUUAAAAGUGCAAAACAGAACUUUGCUAAGUUUCUACAAAAGAUAACAAUAUAAUUAUAAAUGAAUAAAGUUCUAGAAAUAUCUAGUUUAUACAUAUAUAUUCAACAACAGCUAAUUAUUUAUUAUAUGAUGAAUCUCCUAAAUCACUUUGCUUUUUGAUGUAUAGACUAAUUUUGCUUCCGAUUGGAUUAUAUUCAAUUGUCUCUAGAAGAAAGGCAGAGAUACUGCAUUGAAUAUGUAAAUAUAUAGAAAUGUUUUCUAAUGAGAAAUGAACUUGAUAACCAAUCUUAAAAUCCGUUAGAAGGACAUAAGCUGUGGGAUAUAAAGAAAUUUUGGUGUCCAAGUCGAAUUUUCACUGAGUUAUUAAUUGACGAGAACUACAUGUACGGGGAAACUUAAACCCAGAAGUGCAAUUAAUUUGUAUGACGUCAUCGUAAUAGAACAUGGUAGCUUUUCGUAAAUGUUAUAUUGAUAGGAUUUUUUAACAAAGGGCAGAUUAUAGAUAUACAUAUAUAUAUGUCUUUACAUAGAUAAAGAAAUAAACUUUUAUUUCAUAAA
Molecule: messenger RNA, 2150 nt
Organism: Dimorphilus gyrociliatus
Lineage: Eukaryota; Metazoa; Annelida; Polychaeta; Dinophilidae
Source: the annotation of a GenBank genome assembly